Molecule: messenger RNA, 864 nt
Organism: Dimorphilus gyrociliatus
Lineage: Eukaryota; Metazoa; Annelida; Polychaeta; Dinophilidae
Source: the annotation of a GenBank genome assembly
GAGACUGUUUGUAAUUCUAAAACCGGAAACGGAAUUCCCCAGACGUUUUCCUCUUUGUUGAUCAAACGGUUUGUUACACGGGCUUUAGACUUUCUUCUAUUAAUAAAACCUGGUUAGUAAUUCGGCUUCGUAUCAAGCCGAAUUUAUAAAAUAUAUGUUUUGUUCAUUCUUUGCAGAACAAAUAAAGGAAAAAGUUGAAAGAUGGCGUCUGAAACACCUGGAAGCAAACCCCCAACAAAAAGAAGAAGGAGACAAAAUGCUGCUGAUGCCGGUACAUCUGCAAGUGGCAGUAAUAAUACUUCUCAAACUGAUAAUCAAGAGAAAGAUGAAGAAACUGCGACCCCAAAUAAAAGAUCUUUAACCAGCGUUACAUCUUACAAAUGUCACAGUACAAGUAUUAAAAGAAUUCAAAAGGAACUCUCAGAUAUUACGUUGGAUCCUCCUCCAAAUUGCAGUGCAGCUCCAAAAGGGGAUAAUAUUUAUGAAUGGAUAUCAACUAUUAUUGGACCUCCUGGAUCUGUCUAUGAAGGUGGAGUUUUCUUUCUUGACAUUCAUUUUACUGCGGAAUAUCCCUUUAAACCACCAAAGGGUGUAAUAUGUUUAGAUAUACUAAAGGACAACUGGUCCCCUGCGCUUACUAUAAGUAAAGUCUUGCUAAGUAUAUGCUCUCUUCUGACGGACUGUAAUCCUGCUGACCCUCUGGUUGGUAGCAUAGCGACUCAGUAUCUUCAAAAUCGGGCUGAACACGAUCGGCAGGCUCGUCAUUGGGUUAGUAGAUAUGCUUCUGGAGUGAAUCAUAAGAAUGUACCAUUUGAUGGAACAGAACAAUUGGAGCAACUUGGAGCUGGUCGUUCAUCGGAUUAA